Messenger RNA from Zasmidium cellare ATCC 36951, 1383 nucleotides. RefSeq lists its product as uncharacterized. NCBI's taxonomy places the organism in Eukaryota, Fungi, Ascomycota, Dothideomycetes, Mycosphaerellales, Mycosphaerellaceae. The record is from RefSeq and is a predicted model, not a curated record. The transcript has a single exon. Gene Ontology annotation, molecular function: catalytic activity. Bases 1 to 1383 code for a protein of 460 amino acids.
AUGCCUGUCAGCGCCAUCGACUCUUUUCUCUUCAAGAACCUCUUCGGCACCCAGCCCAUCCGCAAGGUCUUUGAAGAUAAAACAUAUGUUGAUUAUUAUUGCAUGAAAGUCGAAGUCGGGCUGGCUCUCGCUCAAGCAUCCUGUGGCAUAAUCCCCAAGGCGUCAGCGAAUGAGAUAGCGGAUGUAGCCACUCGAUUGUCCUUGGACUACGACAGACUAUCCGAAGAGACUGAGAUUGUUGGCUACCCUAUCCUUCCCCUAGUCCGGCAACUAUCAGAAGGCUGCGGUGAAGAUGCCGGCCGAUACGUCCAUUGGGGCGCGACAACGCAAGACAUCCAGGACACCGCCGCGAUUCUACAGAUGAAAGACGGACUGAACAUGGUCGAGGCGAAGUUGAAGAGCCUUACGGCUACGCUAUCUGCGCUGGCAUCGAAAUAUAGGGACACGCCUAUGGCUGGUCGGACCCAUCUUCAGCAUGCUUUGCCGGUGACUUGGGGCUAUAAGUGUGCGGUCUACCUGUCGAGCUUUCAACGGCACCUGGAACGGCUUCAACAACUUCGGCCUCGUUGCUUACUGGUGCAAUUCGGCGGAGCAGCUGGGACGCUCGCCUCGUUAGGCUCCGAUGCAGAGACAAGUCUACAAGUCCGCAGGACAUUGGCCAAACAGCUAGACCUCGAAGAUCCUUCCAUCACCUGGCACACGGCUCGAGAUGGCGUAGCCGAAAUCGUCAACUUCCUCGCCCUCGUCGGCGGUAUAUUGGGAAAACUGGCAACCGAUCUGAUCGUAAUGUCCUCGAACGAGUUCAGCGAAGUCAGCGAGCCCUUCGUACCACACCGCGGCGCGAGUUCAACUAUGCCACAGAAACGAAACCCCGUCUCGAGUGAAGUUGUCCUCGCAGCCUCGAAGAUCCUCCGUUCGAACGCAGGUCUAUGUCUCGACGCCAUGAUCACAGACUUCGAACGGGCAAGCGGUCCCUGGCAUCUUGAAUGGGCCGCCGUGCCUGAGUCCUUCGUCAUCGCGGUGGGAGCGCUCUCACAAGCCGAUUUUGCCAUGGCCGGGCUCGUCGUCAACACAGACCAGAUGAACCGUAAUCUCAACUCGGCCAAAGGUCUUAUCGUUGCGGAAGCGGUGAUGAUGGAGCUUGCCAAGACAUUGGGACGACAGAAAGCUCAUGAUAUCGUGUAUGAGGCCUGUAAAGAGACUAUUGAGAGUAUGAAUGCUAGUCAGAGGCUGUUUGACACGUUGAUGAAGAAGGAGGUGGUCAUGAAUGCUUUGACAGCGGAACGGCUGGCAGAGCUGUGCAUGCCGGCUAAUUGUCUUGGUGCUGCGAGUACGAUGGUGGACAACGUGUUGGGGUUGAAUGCUGGAUUGGGGGUGCUUUAG